Molecule: messenger RNA, 1218 nt
Organism: Thelazia callipaeda (thelaziosis nematode)
Lineage: Eukaryota; Metazoa; Nematoda; Chromadorea; Rhabditida; Thelaziidae
Source: the annotation of a GenBank genome assembly
AUGGUUGUGGAAGAAUUUGAAUGGACUCCAAGUACAAGUAAUCUUCUGGGAUCUAAUCUCACUGUUAAUGAUGUAAAAUUAUUAUGUACGUCAUGGUUAGAAAAAAUUCAAUCAACUGCGGUAUUGGAUCGUUCUCGUCAUGUGCGGCCAUCCAAUUUCAUUAUAUGGGUUGUUGGUCUGUCUUGCGUCACGCUAAUCAGCUUGUGUGCUGCUGUUGGAAUUUUAUUUGUCAAGAAGCUUAGUAAACAAACAUAUAACCAUUUUAUUACAAUUUUUGUAUCACUUGGUGUCGGUUCACUGGUCACUUCAUCUACACUUCAUUUGCUACCUCAGGGAUUAGGAGUUACUGAUGGUGAUAACUACGAUUUUAUUGUGGUUAUGAUGUUUUGCAUAUUCGGGAUAUACACUUUUUUUUUCUGCGAUAAGUUUAUUAAAAUCACCCUGGAAUCGAAAAAGAUGAAUGAAAUCGAAAUGAAGGGGGUCGUUGAGCCUCAGAAAAGUGCAGGAUCUCGAGGUACUUCUAUUCGUUCCACAGAUGCAUUAAUUGGUGAAAAUGGUAAUGCAAAGCAUUCUGUCGCUGAAUCGGAAGAGCAGCCGCUUAAUAAACAUUCGACGCAAAGACGGAGCGGCAGUAAUGUGAUUGGUAGUCUGGAUAUGUCAAGGCAGGCACAUGGUAUCUGUGUUCAUGAUCAUGAAAUAACAUUUAAUGGAAAUAAAGAUUCGGCUAUAAAAACAGUCGCAUGGAUGAUUAUAUUUGGUGAUGGCUUGCACAAUUUUAUAGAUGGAGUCAGCAUUGGUGCUGCUUUCAACGAAUCGCUGCUAAGUGGAUUGAGUGUGAGCGUGGCAGUAUUUGCAGAGGAAUUUCCGCAUGAAUUAGGUGAUGUGGCAAUUUUAUUGAAUGCUGGUAUGAAUCAGAGACAGGCUUUGUUUUAUAAUCUACUCACUACGGUUACAUGUUUCAUCGGAUUCUUUGUUGGUGUUUUAUUGGGUAGUAUCGAAUCUUUUCUACGCUAUAUUUUUGGUUUCUCAGGCGGCAUGUUCCUGUACAUUGCCCUUUCGUGUAUGAUGCCUGAAAUGAAAUCUACCAUGGAAGAAGCUUUAGAAAAUGGCUAUCGCGAUGCACUCCUUGUCCUUUCUUUGCAAACAACGGGUUUAGCUUUAGGUACAUUUUCAAUGUUUUUUUUUGCUCGAUAUGGUCAUUUAAUUCAGUUUGUAUGA